ACGAGAAGAAUUAGUUGUAUAGAUAUCUGAGAGCAGCACGGAAACUCCAAUGGCAAUCGACAAAGGGUGACGCCUUUAUACCCCAAUCCCCAAUUCCCUUCAUCAGCCCAAUCACUAUUGCCUUCUUCCCUAAACCCUAUUCCCUGUUGGCUCAGCUUUCUUCAUCACAAAUUGCUUUUUCUUUUGUUAUAUGCCGAAUUUCUCUUCUUUCCUUGCACGGUAUGGCGGGUAACUCUCUAAAUCUCAAACCUCAUCAUGAAGUUGAAGGAAUUGAGCAUUUGGAGAAUAGGGUUUCCAAUUUUCUCCCGUUAUAUUCCGAUAGCAGGAUAAUGGGGGACUUGAAAGUUCUACAGAUUUCUACAAUUCUGCAGCAUCCAUUGGAACCCAUAGAGUUCCUACAUUUGGAGAAGUUGAUCCUAGGAACAGUGAGAAGAAAGAACAUGCCAGUGAGCAAAAUCUAGGGAAAUACUUCUUUUAUGACUCACCACUUUCUGAAGAAACUGGGGUUUGGAUACCUGUUUCAGUCCCACCAAUGUUGGAAAAUAAUCAUGAAGAGUGGAGCAGAGGUUUUCAUUCGAAUGGUGGUUAUUUUCCUGAGGGUGACAUAGGUUGGAACCAGGUCAUUGGACAAGAGAAGGAUUUGACCAUGUGGGAUGUAAUAGUGGAAAUGUUACUUGCAGCUCGUGGAAAAGUGAGUGCUAUUGCUUCAGGUGAUAUUCAUAGUUGUAAUUUUUCAUGGAUGUCAAGCCAUCUACUAGAGCAAGCUUGGCAAGAGAUGGCUCAAACUCUUACAGAAGCCAAUUUUGGUAAUGUGAGGGAGAUUCUUGAAGCUGAGCCUCCAAAAUGGUUGGCUGAUAGUUCUGCCUCUGCUUGCAUGCUGUGUGGUGUACGAUUUCAUCCAAUUAUGUGCUCCAGGCAUCAUUGCAGGUUUUGUGGCGGAAUAUUUUGUGGCGAGUGCUCUAAAGGAAGGAGUUUAUUGCCAGUAAAGUUCCGUGUUGCAGAUCCUCAACGAGUUUGUGAUGUAUGUUGUGUGCGUCUUGAGACUGUCCAGCCAUACCUGAUGGACCAAGUAAGCCAUGCUGCUCAAUUGCCAACCCAUGACUUGACAGACCUUAGUACUUUGAGAUCUUGGGUUAAUUUUCCAUGGGGACAAUCCAUGGAAUAUGAGAUUUAUAAGGCAACAAACACAAUUCAGGGUUAUAACAAGGCAGUUUGUCUAAAACCUGAGAAAUCAAUUCCAGAUGCCAUUCUAAAACAAGCAAAAGGCCUUGCAAUAAUCACAGUUGUCAAAGUUGGGGUCAUGGUCACUUAUAAUGUUGGAACUGGGCUUGUAAUUGCCUGCAGAGAAGAUGGCUCAUGGUCUCCACCUUCUGCUGUAUCUUCAUUUGGCAUGGGUUGGGGAGCUCAGGCUGGAGGGGAAUUGACAGAUUUCAUAAUUGUAUUGAGAACAAAUGAUGCUGUGAAGACAUUUUGCGGCAAUGCACAUGUUUCAUUGGGUGCUGGUUUAAGUGCAGCAGUUGGUGUUGUUGGACGAGCAGCUGAAGCUGAUCUGAGAGCUGGUGAUGGUGGUUAUGCUGCUUGUUAUACAUACAGCUGCAGUAAAGGAGCAUUUGUUGGAUGUUCACUUAAAGGGAGUGUUGUCAUGACACGGUCAAAAGAGAAUUCCAGAUUCUAUGGGAGCCAGUCAAUAACUGCAUCAGAUAUACUUCUCGGCUCACUACCACAGCCACCAGCCGCAGCAAUUCUUUAUCGUGCACUUGGCGACCUAUCUCAAAAGCUUGGUAGGUAAUAAGUUGGGGUUCAGUAUCAAUCUCACUUGUUACUUAUUUGUACAUUAACCUGUAAGGUUUGUUCACAAUCAUUCCUUGCCCGGUUGCAAUUGAAGUGUACAAAUGGCUUGCUCGGAGAGCAUAUCCCUUCAGAUUAUCCCUUGGCUGUAUAUAAUGACAGAUACAAUGGAUGAACUACUGGGAGAUUUCUGGACAUAAAUACAAUCCUUCAUUAAAAUUUAUUUGAAACCUUUAUAUAAAGUUUUAGCCUUUUCGCAAAA
Molecule: messenger RNA, 2050 nt
Organism: Manihot esculenta (cassava)
Lineage: Eukaryota; Viridiplantae; Streptophyta; Magnoliopsida; Malpighiales; Euphorbiaceae
Product: SH3 domain-containing protein PJ696.02
Exons: 5
Coding region: 533-1789 (418 amino acids)
Molecular function (GO): metal ion binding; phosphatidylinositol binding
Source: RefSeq, a predicted model, not a curated record